Messenger RNA from Lathyrus sativus (Indian pea), 876 nucleotides. The record is from the annotation of a GenBank genome assembly. Lineage: Eukaryota; Viridiplantae; Streptophyta; Magnoliopsida; Fabales; Fabaceae.
AUGGAAAGCGAAGACAAUUUCAGCGACACGGUUAUCAAAACCCGCUCCGCUCUCACGGACAUGACUAAUCGUCCGUUGAAGAGGCAGCUAUCGUCGAUUUCCGGCGAUGUCGGAGUAGAGAAUUUACUCAAAAAGAAAUGUCUCAGAGAAGAUAAGGGGAAAAACCUUUGUGUCGAGUUACCCCUUUCCGGUAAUAAUUCGUCUCAAGAACCGAGCUUACCGAGUGGCGGAACUGAUGAUUCCAAUGAUAGUUUUGUUGGAUUUAGUCAGAAAAGUCAAGGAGGAUCGCAGAAUUACGAUUUUAUAGAUCGUGCUUUUGAACGUGAUGAUGAUAGGGAGAAUUGUGUUGUGGACAAUUUGGGAUUGCCCAAAUGUGCAGGUGUUGCGGUGGUACCGUCGAUUGUGUCUGGUUCUAAUUUUCCAGGAUUGGAACGGUGUGCGGGACUUAAAGAUCACGGUGGUGCAAAUUUAGAUGCACACGUUGGUGGUGAUGUUAGUGUUGAGCUUCUGAAAAAUUGUACUUGUUCCUUUUGCUCCAAAGCUGCUUAUAUCUGGUCGGAUCUUCAUUACCAGGAUGUCAAGGGAAGACUAACUGCUCUAAGGAAGAGUCAGAAGGAAGCAAGAUUGGUGGUUCAAAAAGUUUCUGGAAUAAAUGACACUCGUACUAUCAUAAAUGAGCAACAAGGCGCCACUGAUCCAUCCGAUUUAGAAUCAACCCUUAUGCAUCAGUGGAAAUCUCUGUUUGUUUAUAUGGAAAGCAUACUGGGUCAUGAAAGUAGGCAACUUGAAUCAAGCUUUGAAAAACUAAAAGACUUGAGAGAGAACUGCAAGAAUGAUCUUGAGUCAACUACCAACAGCAGUUCGGGCAAUCAUUAG